ACCACCAUAUCAUAUGAAGAUGCAUACACGCAUGGAUACAAAGAUGGAUACACUUCAGGAUAUCAAAAGUCCUACGUCGGCCUCAAGCACCAACCGGUGGCUAUAAUUGGAAUGUCUUGCCGCCUACCAGGAAACGUCAGUACGCCCGACGAAUUUUGGGAACUUCUUGCACGAUCGCGGACCGGAUUUUCAGAAAUCCCACCGUCUAGAUUUUCAGCUGAUCGUUUCUUUCAUGCCAACCCUGGCAAGAGUGGUACGACUAACGCGCGCGGGGGCAAUUUCCUUACUCAUGAUCUGAGUGUUUUCGACGCACCAUUCUUUGGCUUCACCCAGCAGGAGGCGGUUAGCUUGGACCCUCAGCAACGCCUUCUUCUCGAAUGUACCUUCGAAGCUUUAGAAAGCGCCGGAAUACCUAAGCAUGAGGUUGUUGGUCAGAAUGUUGGAGUCUUCGUCGGUGGCACGUUCUCCGAGUAUGAGGCAGACCUAUUUCGGGACCCUAAUACAAUUCCCAUGCAUCAAGCGACUGCAGGCGUUCACUUGAAUAUGCUUCCCGAGUUCUGGAUCUCUUACUCCAUGUCGCGCUUGUUCGGAGAAGCGGGUAGAUCGUUUGCAUUCGAUGAUCGUGGAACUGGAUAUGGCCGUGGUGAGGGUUGUGGAAUGGUCUUACUGAAGUUGCUUGAUCAAGCAAUUAAGGACAAUGACCCUAUCAGAGCAGUAAUCACUGGAAGCGGGAUCAAUCAAGAUGGUAAAACACCCGGAAUCACAAUGCCGAAUGGCUCAGCACAAGGUAUUGCGGGAAUCAUCAAGACCGCAUUGAUGCUAGAACGAGGCUUCAUUUUGCCGAACUAUGAUUUCAAACGCCCCAACGAGAAAAUCCCCUUUGACGAAUGGGGAUUGAAGGUGGCGACCCGGCAACAACCUUGGCCUUUUGGGAAGAAAUGGGCCAGCGUGAAUGGCUUUGGCUUCGGAGGUACGAAUGCGCAUGUAAUCAUGACGCGAGGCCCUUUGGAUCGCAAGACUAUGAAAGAAGAGAUAGAAACUUUGACGUCGCAGAGACUCUUCGUUCUAUCAGCAAACGACAAGACCAGCACAGAGAAAGUAAUGAAGAAUCUCGGCGUAUAUCUGGAGCAACGACCAGAAGUCUUCCAGAAUGAUUUGCUAAGUAAUUUAGCAUACACCCUUGGGCAAAGAAAGUCACUACAUCCAUGGCGCAUUGCGGUCUCAGUAUCGACAGGCUCUGAGCUGGUAGAAGCUUUGUCCAGCGGCAAAGUCAUCCCCACAAAACAAGAGCUCGAAAAACCACGCAUCGGAUGGAUCUUCACCGGACAGGCCGAUAAACAUCUUCGCUCUAUAGGCGCUGCAUUUUCUUUACUCGAGGAACUAAACAAAGAAGAGCACACAAGCCAAGUGAACGCUGCACAUAUAUCUCAGCCCUCCUGCACAGCUGUGCAACUAGCUCUUGUUGAUCUAUUGCAGUCAUGGGGUAUUUUCCCAUUAGCUGUCGCUGGCCAUUCAUCAGGCGAGAUCGGAGCUGCUUAUUCUGCUGGAAUAAUCGGCUUCGAAGAUGCCAUGACGGUUGCUUAUCACAGGGGCCGCUUGAUCCCCGUGCUGAAAGAAAGAUUCCCGGAACUUCACGGCUCCAUGAUAGCUGUAGGAGCUGGAAAAGACGACAUUGUACCUUUCUUGGAUCAAAUCCCUUCUUCUAUGGGGGAAGCCCGAAUUGCUUGCAUAAACAGCCCGUCUAGCGUGACCGUAUCUGGCGAUACAGAUGCUCUUGCCAAAUUGCAAUCUCUAAUUGAAGAAGCACACCCAGGAAUGUUUGUUCGGAAGUUGCAGGUCGACACCGCCUAUCAUUCACAUCACAUGAAUCUUGUGGAUGCGACGUAUUGGGUGAACAACUUGACUUGUGCUGUACGCUUCGAUGAGGCUGUACAAAGUAUGUGUCAAGCUAGUGGCGAUUCGAAAUCAGGUGUGACUCUUUUGGUAGAGCUAGGCCCCCAUGCUGCCCUUCAAGGCCCCAUCAAGCAAAUUCUCAAGCAUAUCGGCGCGCCCAAGAUCGGAUACACCUCGGCGCUCUCGCGGAAGAAAAAUGCAGUCGCAACGGCUCUUUCGAUGGCAGGCGUAUUGUUUGUAAAGGGUAUUAUCCUCAACAUGGGGGCGAUCAAUUUUCCGACGCCACUGGAAAGACCUCCACAGGUACUCACCGAUCUCCCUCGCUAUGCAUGGAACCACUCAUCCAAUUUCUAUUAUGAAUCUCGACACACAAUGAUUCAUAAGCACCAUAACGUGCUUCGAAAUGAUAUCAUUGGCGUCCUGGCCUCAUACUCGAACGACUUUGAACCGACUUGGACAAAUGUUGUUCGAUUAGAUGAUUUGCCAUGGCUGCGUCACCACCAAAUGCAAGGGGUAACUAUAUUCCCAAUCUCAGGGUUUGCAGUCAUGGCAAUCGAAGCAAUGGUGCAGAUGGCACAGUCUCAAAAUGAGCCGUGGGAUACCCUGGAAGUCAUGGGGCUGCACGUUACGGCGCCGGCAAUGCUAGCGGAAGAGGAUUUGGAGAUGACCAUAACCUUGCGAUCACGUGUUGAGAAGAACUGCUAUGGAAAGUCGCGAGAGUUUGUAAUUCGCUCUUGGUCAAAGAGCAAAGGUUGGACUGAACAUUGUGUUGGUGUUGUCGCCAGCGCCCGGCGAAUCGAUCAAAACGAAGUAGAAGGAGAACGCUUGAAGCAAAUCCGAAAACGAGAUUUGCGUUCUCGAGCAUCCAAUAUUACAGUCUCCGCGACCGAGCAAGUAUCGACGCAAGCCGUGUAUAAGAAGUUGUCUGAGAUUGGCGUUUCUUACGGAGCGACCUUCCAAGGCUUGCACGAUAGUAGGGCUUCAGUAGACGCUGCGACAGCGCUUAUAUUCCCUACUGAUACUGUAUCGGAAAUGCCACAUCACCAGGAAACGAGAUAUAUUCUUCAUCCAACGCUCCUUGAACAACUGAUCUCCAUGUACUGGCCAAUAAUCAGUGUUGCUGGGCCUCUGGACACAGUGCACCUGCCUUCAACCGUUGGAAAAAUAACAGUUGCUGCCAAAAUGAUGGAAUAUAUAGAGACACCCGGAGCCAGUCUGGAAGGUUUCUGUGAAAUGUCAGAUCCAUUCUCAAAAGAUCGAUCAAAUCGUCUGUCAAUGUUCGCUAUUGAUGGCGAGGGCGAACAAAUGAUAUCCGUCGAAGACCUCGUGGUGUCGUCUAUUAUCGAGAGCGCUGCGGACACCGAUUUAGAGGGCCCCCGGGAGCUAUGCUACAAAACGGAAUGGGAAGAUGUCAGUGCUGAGCGUAAAAAUGAGGUGAUGGGACUUACCAAUGGCACUGCUCCUCAUUUUGACUCGGAGAUCAUCAUCGUUCACGGUGACUCCAUGUUGCAGCACGCUCUGGCAACCAAACUAUCAGACCACUUCCAACGCACCACUGGAAGCUUACCUACAAUGGGUACAAUUUCAUCGUUAGCAGCGACUGCAAAGGAGAAACUUUGUCUGUUUAUUGCGGAACUUGAGCGGCCAAUCCUGGCUGAUCUAAACGCCUCGGAUUUUGACGCUCUGCAGACCUUACUCACAAGCGUCGCAGGAAUUCUUUGGGUAGUCCGCUCCGCAUACGAUGGGUCUCAAAAUCCUGAUAGUAACAUGAUCUCUGGUUUGAGUAGGGCAUUGCGCUCCGAGGGUACGCUCAUGAAGUUCGCGACCUUGGAUCUAGACAGUGCAAAACUUGCAAGUUACUUGGAUAUAAUACCAACCAUGGUUGGUGUCUUCUCCAGAGUUUUCGCGACCGAUGGAAAGAGUUCCGACCUCGAAUUUAUGGAGAGAGGGGGACGCCUGUUCACGCCAAGAAUCGUAAACGAUUCAGAUAUGAACGAGUAUGUCGAUAGCAUUGUUAACCCUUCUAGUACUGAGCCAGCAGUAUUCUCAGAUCUACAUCGACCAUUGAAAGGUUCGAUAUGUAUUGCUGGUUCGCUGGACAGUCUUGCUUUUGAAGAUGACAAUGCUUUUAUCCAACAUGUUCAAGACGAAGAGGUUGAUAUCCACAUCAAGGCCGUUAGCAUAUGCCACAAGGAUACAGGACUCAAUCACGCAAUUGGAAUGGAGUGUAGUGGAAUUGUCAUUGCUGUAGGCCCCAAAGUCUCUAACAUUUCCGUCGGGGAUCGAGUUGCGGCAGUUUCGACUCAUGGUACUCUGUCGACUAUCGCACGGACAAAAGCGUCCCUGCUCUUCAAGAUUCCGGAUGAUGUCCCGUUCGAGUCGGCAACUACUGUACCCAUGGCCUACUCCACUGCUAUAUACGCAUUGAUCGACCAAGCAAGAUUGUGUGAAGGGGAAAGCAUUCUUAUUCACGCUGCUGCGACUGACGUGGGCCAAGCCGCGCUUUCCAUUGCGAUGAUGGUGGGAGCUGAUCCAUGGGUCACUGUUGAGACGGUUGAAGAGCAAGACUUGCUGAUGCGUGAACAUCGUAUUCCAGCUAAUCGUAUUUGGCACAUUGGGAGUCCAGGCAUCUCCGAAGCCGUGGCAGCUGAGACUGGCGGAAAAGGUGUCGACAUCAUUUUAGACGUCCUUGCAAAUGACCGCGCAACACCCUGGACCUGCAUUGCAAAUUUCGGAAGAAUCAUUUCUGUCGGCGCCAGAAAUAUAGCCCUAGGUGAUAUUGAAGCCGAGAAGAACAUAUCACUACUGGCUACGGACGUCAUUGCGUUGAUCAAACACCGUCCACAUGUUUUCCAACGCACACUCACUCAUGUCGCAAGAUUGCUUCGGUAUGGAAAAAUUCAACCUAUUGCUCAGGCCAAGACGUACAGCAUCGGAGAUGCGGCGACGGCUCUACAGGCUGUCUAUGACCAAGGCGUUAAAGGCAAAGCUAUCGUCGUCAUGCAGGAUGAUGAACUUGUCCUAGCUCCACGUGUUCAUAGAAAUAACGCUCUUUUCCGUGAGGAUGCGACCUACCUGUUGAUUGGAGGUACCGGUGGACUUGGAAGGAGCAUGGCCAGCUGGAUGAUUGACAAAGGUGCAAAAAAUCUUGUUCUACUUUCUCGAAGCGGUGCGUUGAAAGGAAGGGCUAAAGAGCAAAUCGACACUCUUAACGAAAAGGGCGGGAAUAUCGUUGUUCGUCGCUGUGAUGUUGCUGACAAGAAUGAUGUCGAGACCUUGAUCUCUAUCGGUCUCGACGGUCUGCCCCCAGUACGGGGUAUUAUACACGGUGCCAUGGUGUUACACGAUGUACUUUUCGAGAAGAUGACGUAUAGUCAGUACAAUUCGGUGGUUGAAUCUAAGGUUAAGGGCGCAUGGAACUUUUACAACGCGGCCGUAGCUGCGAACGCUUCGCUUGACUUUUUUAUCGUCAUCUCUUCUGCAGCAGGUGCAGUGGGCAAUCGUGGCCAAGCAGCGUAUGCGGCAGCAAAUACCUUUUUGAAUGGCUUCGCCCAGUAUCUGCUCAGUAAAGGCCUCCGCGCUGCCUCGCUGGAUCUGACUGCUGUCUCUGAUGCUGGCUACCUCGCCGAAGAUGCAGAAAAGGCGGCAGAAGUAGCGAGAACUCUCGGCAGCGAUACGAUUUGCGAAGCUGAAGUUCUAGCACUGAUUCAGGCAGCUGUAGAAGGGAAAUUGGGAAGCUGUAAUGGUCAUCCUAUCACCGGUAUGCGGAUUACGCCGACUAUGCGGCCGUUCUGGUCCGACGAUGCCAAAUUUAUGCAUUUGCUCAGUGCUGCUGAAGCCGCUUCGGCGGCUUCUGCUACGACUACUAUUUCCUGGAGCGCAGCUUUCAGAACAGCCGCAUCUCGAGCCGACGCUGAAUGCAUUGUCUGCAACGCGCUGGUAGAGAAAAUUGCAGAAGUAAUCUCUAUGGAACCAGAGGAAUUGGACACCAGUCGCGCUCUGAGCCACUACCCUUUAGACUCUCUUACGGCAAUCGAGGUGAGGAACUUCAUUACUCGGAUGUUUGAAGCGAAUCUUCAGGUCUUGGAAUUACUCGCUAGUGGGAGCAUUGAGAGUCUCGCAAAAGUUGUUUCCGUGAAGAGCAAAAUCACGCUUCCCGAAGCUUGAUAAUCUAGGUGUGCCAGUAAUGAGGGACAACUUAUCUUGGAGGUUGCAGAUACUGCAUGGUGAUUUUUUCCCUGGAGGAUUUUUGUAAUAACUUUUAG
Molecule: messenger RNA, 6158 nt
Organism: Aaosphaeria arxii CBS 175.79
Lineage: Eukaryota; Fungi; Ascomycota; Dothideomycetes; Pleosporales
Exons: 7
Coding region: 112-6060 (1982 amino acids)
Biological process (GO): secondary metabolite biosynthetic process; fatty acid biosynthetic process
Molecular function (GO): phosphopantetheine binding; oxidoreductase activity; fatty acid synthase activity
Source: RefSeq, a predicted model, not a curated record